AUGGACCAACAGUACGCUGAGCGGAUUGAAGAACGAAAGAAGAUCUUGAAACAGUAUCCCGGGGCGCUCGGCUUCGUUGAAACCGGAGUUGAGAUGGUUAACGAGCUCUACACCUUCUUGAUGACGCAUUACUUGCCAAAAAGAUAUCCUACUAUGUUUAAGCUGGACAAGAAACAGUCUGUGCUGCGCAAUCUUGUACUGAAAGAGGAUUAUCCUCUUGAGCCGCCAGCCGACACUGUUGCCACACUCCGUAUCAUUGCAUUGGUCGUGGACGAAGACUUCUUGAUGCUACUUCCUUCUCCUGACGGUGAUGGUUACUCUCUCCAAGCCUUCGUUUGGCUGUAUCCAGUAGGAUUUGACCCGGCUGGUAAGCUGGGUAUUAAGCUCCGCGAUGCGCAUAAGCCCGUUCCCGGAUAUAAGCAACAUCUCCAGAUGUCGAUGGAUCGAUACUUUGACCGCCUCGUACCCGGAAAGGUGGUCGAUCGAGUCAACUGGGCAGUGGCAACCAACUCGAGCUUGUGCGAACGCGGGGAAUAUCAUCUUUACUCCGACGACCAGGUCAGUACCCAGACUGAUAUUGAUCUUAACGACACAUGGGUGCGUUGCGAACUACAGACAUUAUUUGGCCUGCCAAAAACUGGGGGCAGGAUAUUGAGUGUACACCUCUACCUGUAUCCCAUCCAAGAAAUGAAAGAUGUCGGACUGGCGGAUGAGAUGUGCCGGGCCAUUGAUGGCUACGGACAAGGAAAUGCAAGCGGAUUUUUCAGGUACAAGCGUGUGCCAGUCUGGGGUGAGAAGGUCAAGGAGUUCUUGAAAAGCUGA
Messenger RNA from Phaeoacremonium minimum UCRPA7, 822 nucleotides. RefSeq lists its product as hypothetical. Lineage: Eukaryota; Fungi; Ascomycota; Sordariomycetes; Togniniales; Togniniaceae. Bases 1 to 822 code for a protein of 273 amino acids. The transcript has a single exon. The record is from RefSeq and is a predicted model, not a curated record.